This is a messenger RNA of Prorocentrum cordatum, 3737 nucleotides long. NCBI's taxonomy places the organism in Eukaryota, Dinophyceae, Prorocentrales, Prorocentraceae. The record is from the annotation of a GenBank genome assembly.
AAGGCGAAGCUGCGCGCGGCGAGCUUCGCGCUGCAGGCCGUCUUCCAGAUCGGCCAGGAGCUACGGAGUGGCAGGCUCGAGCCUGGCGCCGCGGCCCAGAGGCUGGAGGCCAGCAACACCGGGCUCAGGCCCGACGGGCUUGGCGACGGCGGUCGGGCGGGCGGAAAGGCCAAAAAGGCUAAAAAGGCAAAGAAAGAAAAGUCCAAGAGGGACAAGAAGGAGAAGAAGUCGAGGAAGGCCAAGGCGAAGGGCAGGAAGGAGAAGAAGGCGAAGAGGAAGAGCACCUCCUCCUCCAGCGCCGACUCCUCCUCUGCGGGCUCCCAGUCCAGUGCCCCGUCCGUGAUCGACGUGGACGGAGGCAAGCGGCCCAAGAGGCCGAAGAAGGCGAAGAGGACGGGGAAGCCCGCGAAGACGGCGAUGCCAGCGGUGCCCGCGAACCUGGGGGUGCUCACCAUCGCCGACAGCGACCCCGCGAGCGAGGAGGACUGCCCGGCCGAGCGCGCGGGCGCCCGCGAGCCCUCGCCGCCGCCGAGGCCCAGCGCCGGGGAGCCCGGGGGCCCCGACCCCGUCGCCUUCGACGGCAGCUGGGUCUCCGCGACCGGGGAGCGCGUGGAGAUCGCCGGCCGCGUGGUCUCGGCCGGGGACGGCACGGAGGUGCCGAUGUCCCGGGCGGGCGAGGGCUGGUUCGCCCUGGACAUGCCGGGGGAGGCCGCGCCCCUGACGGCCAGGCUCGCCCCUGGCGGCGGCCGGCUGGAGUGGAGCGACGGCGACGUGUGGCGGCUGCUGCCCUCGUCGGUGGCCGCGGGGGCGGGGCCGCCGCUGGCGGCGCCGGCGGCCGAGGCGCCGCCGCCGGAAGGCGAAGCUGCACCCGGCGGGGGAGGCCAGCAGGCUGCGGAGGGCGCCGCAGACGGGUCCGAGCGGGCGGCCCAGGCCGUGAUGGAGGCGAGGCUGAGGAAAGAAGACGCCAAGCGGCGGAAGGAUCAGGCCAGGCGGGAGCGGGAGGCCAAGCGGGCCAGGCGGGACGCGCGGCGAGCCGCCAGGGCCGCCGGGGGCGCUGCCGAGGGCGGCGGCGAGGCCGCCCGUCGCGCCAGUGGCGCCGAAGGCGCGGGCGAGGAGGACGCCGCGGGCCAGGACGACGAGUCCGAGGAGGAGGACGCCAGCGCAGGAGGGGAGGGUGGCCCCGCGGCGGCCCGGCGGCUCGCGGAGUCCUGCUACGCGGAGGACGCGCGCGAGCUCGGCCACGGCGAGGUCUGGGGCUCCUGGUACGACGCGCCCACGGGGCGCUGGGGCUACGCGUGCUGCCGCGGCCUCUGCCGCGGGCUCGAGUGCACGCUGGCCGGCGCGGCUGCCCCGGCGGUCCCCGCCGGGGAGGCGCCGGGGCCCGAGCAGCAAGCGGAGGACGCCCCCGCGCCCCCCGCGCGCGGCGUCGGCGAUCUGCCGCCGAGGGAGGCGUUCGCGGACCCCAUGGGCUUCCUGGCGCACUGGGCCGAGGCCGCGCUGCAGGACUGGCGCCGGGGCCUGCGCUCGGGCAGCGCGGCGCUGCUCGGGAGCGCCCGCUUCGGGAAGCAGGAGCAGCUCCUGGAGACGGAGCGGGCCAUGGCCGGGCUGCUCGCCAAAAUCCGGGCUGCCUCAUGCCACUACUUCAGGAACGAGGCCGUGCACGUGUGGAGCGUCGGCAACUGCCGGUGGAUGAAAGACGGCAAGGUCUUGGACAUCCUGGAGGAGGAGACCGCGGUCAGCGGCAGCAAGACGCCUGCGGACGGUUGCGUGAUGCCGGCCGGCUCCCUGCUCGUUUCUUUCUGCGACGGGAGCGCCAAGAAGUGGCUCGCGCCCGACCAGCUGGAGGGUCGUGUGAGGAAGGCGCAGCCGAAGGAGCUGGACAAGGCCGACGUCGAGGCUCUGGAUCGUGUCGCCACGCUCGCCGUGGAGCGCGAGUAUCAGGCGGCCAACCAGGCGUACGUGGAGCUGACCAUCGGAAGCGGCAAGUGGCACGGGAGCUUCUCGCUGAAGGGGCAGACCGGCUGCGCGAAGGCGCCGCGCAACGGCCAGAAGGUCAUGCAGGACAGGUCCAACAUCCUCGACACAGAAGAGUCGAAGGAGUUCGUGAUGGGCAUGAAGCGGCUUCUCUCCUUUUUGCAGCUGGUACGGCCCAACGAGGACGUCUCCAAGCACGCCAACAUCUGCUCGGCGCGGGCGCCCGUCUUCCAGAGGGCGCUGGGGCGUCGCAGGGUCCGCAGGGUCGGCGGCCUGGGGCUCGGCUCCGGGGACCUCCUGCGUGCAGCCGAGGCCUGCGCAGCGAUGUGCCCCUCCAGGGGCCGCCCCGCGCCGCCUCGCCGCUGGCAGCUCGCCCUGGCGGCGCUGCUCGGCGCCGGCGCGCCGCCGCGGCUCGGCCCCGCGGCGCGCGCCCACGCGGCCGGGCCCCCGGGGCGCGGCGGCCCGGCGGGCGCGCAGCCGGCGCGGCCGGCGCAGGGCGCGGCUGCGGCGGCGGGCGCCUCCGCGCCGCGGGGCGCGCCCGGGCGGUGGCGCGGCGCGGAGGCGCCGCGGCGUCUCCCGGCGCCGCCCCGCGGGCCGUCCUGGCAGGGCGGGGCGCACGGACGGCCUGGAGAGCCCGGGCGCCCUGGAGUGCGGGGCCGCCCCGAGGGGCUGGCCGAGUGGAGGAAGGCAGACAAGCCGGCGCCUGCGCCCGACCUCGUGGUGGAGCCCAAGAACGGCAGUGAGCACCUGUGCACUCUCAUCUACCUGCACGGCCACUCCCGCACCGGGGAGGAGUACCUGGACAACGGCCCCAUGGGCCUCUGCAUGCCCUGGAACUCCGGCGGGGACCGGCUGCCGGGCCUGCGCACCGUGCUCCCGACGGCGCGCAGUCUGAAGCAGCCCUGGGGCGACGUGGAGCCCUCGUGGUACCGCUACAACAAUUCUCACGACAAUGACGUCGGCGACCCAGACUCAUUGGAGGAGACCCGGGAGCGCAUCGGCAGACUCGUGUGCGAGGAGGUGGCCCGGCUCGGGGGCGCCGGGCGCCGCGUCUUCCUGGGCGGCGCCUCGCAGGGGUGCACGGUGGCCCUGGACAUCUACCUCCGAGAGGCAUCGACGCUGCGGCUCGGGGGCUUCGUCGGCAGCAUCGGCUUCAUACCAAGCGACGCUGAUGGUUUCAGCGGCGCGACCGAGGCUUUGACGAAGCUGCUGGAAGACUCGAGCCAGGCGAGCAGACCUGUCUGGAUACAGUGCGCCACCGACGACCGCAGCGAGGUGCCGUGGCACCGCGUGGUGAAGCCGUCCUUCAAGCGAGUCGAGGGAGGAGGGCUGCCUUUCUUCCUGGCACGUGAAGUCGCUGGCCGUGGUCACCACAUCGACGACUGGGAGGGUCACAUUGUGAACGACUACUUCCGAAAGCACCUGGGGGACAUGUAUCCCAAUCGCUACAAGUAGUGCUGCCGAUCAGCAGAUCCGCUCAGGCCUUCCGCGCGCCAGCCGCCUUGACGUUCCUGUGGUGGGCUGCCCGGAAGUUCCUGGUAAAGUGUGCUUGCUUGCUCCAUCCCCAUCUGCCUCCUUCCCUCCCUCCCACCUCCCUUCCCGAUGGCAUGGGUCCGCACUCGCGCUUGUGGCACUCGCCGGAAGCUGCCGGCUCCCGAAAGUCUUGGCCAGGAGCUCCCCGCGCGGUGCCACGGGAGAGAGGCGCGCGCAGCGCCACGGGCGCGUGCCUGCUCGGUGGCCGCCGCCCGCGGAGAGGGUGCCCG